AUUAAAGUUUUGAUCUAAGCAGCUUGUCCUUUUCUUUUCUUUUGUUUUGGGGGUGGUGGCCGUGGUUGGUAGUGGUGCAGGUGUCAAUGGCGGUGCGCGUGGUGGAGACGGUCAUAGUUAUUUCCGGCAAUAUCCACUUUUUUUCAUUACUAUGAUCUCUCCAUUUAUGGGUUCUUAUCAUUGAUCUCUGAGAUUGCAAGAUUCUUGCUUUUUGUUGUACUUCAGUUGAAUAUUGGAGAGAAAGGGAUUAGCAUGCUCCUUUGACUUAGGAAUGUCCCUCAAAAGCAUUGUGCGUGAGCUGAGGGAGAUGAAAGAUGGGAUUGGAAACAUUUCUAGACGAGGCGUUGAGGGGAAGCAUUGGCGUGGGCGGACAAGGUCGCAUAUUGCACCUGAUGAAACAACGCCUGAUUUUGAUCUAAUAAUACAAGGCCAGUGGGCGAAUUUACCGCCUGAAUUGCUCUUGGAUAUUGUUAGGAGGGUCGAGGAGAGUGAGACAUCUUGGCCUGCUCGUGCUGUUGUUGUUUCCUGUGCUUUGGUUUGUAGGUCGUGGAGGGAAGUUACAAAGGAAAUUGUUAAAACUCCUGAGCAGUGUGGGAGACUGACAUUUCCUAUCUCAUUGAAGCAGCCUGGCCCUCGUGAAUCUCCCAUCCAAUGCUUUAUUAGAAGAGAUGCUGCAACUUCAACAUAUCUCUUGUACUACGGUCUAGUGCCUUCUGAGAGCGAGAGUGAAAAAUUGCUUCUGGCUGCAAGAAAGAUAAGAAGAACAACAUGUACGGAUUUCGUUAUAUCCUUGGUUUCAGAUAAUUUUUCACGAGCCAGUAACACAUAUGUUGGUAAACUGAGGUCUAAUUUCUUAGGAACCAAGUUCACUGUAUUUGAUAGCCAACCCACAUAUGAAAUGCAAAUGCAACCAGCUAGCCGUACACAUCGCAGAUUCCAUUCUAGGCAGGUGUCUCCAAAAUUACCUGCGUAUAAUUACAGUAUAGGCAACAUCACCUAUGAGCUCAAUGUUCUCCGCACAAGAGGACCACGAAGAAUGCAUUGUGUCAUGCACUCGAUUCCUAUCUCUUCCAUUGAGGAGGGAGGUACUGCCCCAACACCAACAUCAUUCCCAGAGACUUUCGAUGAUCGAGUAUCUCUAUCAUCAGGUUCAAAAGGAAAGGAAUCCGGCUUUGAUUCUAUUUCUGCAAGCCCCUCUGAGACGCCUGUGAUUGUCCAUGCGACUGUAGAGCCCCUUAUUCUAAAAAACAAAGCUCCUAGAUGGCAUGAACAGCUUCAGUGCUGGUGUCUAAAUUUCAGGGGGCGUGUUACUGUCGCAUCUGUUAAGAAUUUCCAACUCGUUGCAGCUGUUGGCGCAUCACACAACGUGCCAGCUGCGGAACAAGAGAAGGUGAUCUUACAGUUUGGAAAAAUUGGGAAAGAUAUUUUCACCAUGGAUUAUUGCUACCCACUUUCUGCCUUCCAAGCUUUUGCAAUCUGUCUGAGCAGUUUUGAUACCAAACCAGCCUGUGAAUGAUCAAGAAACCACUACCAUGGUUUGCUGAUGGACUGUUUUGUUUCAAUUUUGGAAUACUGUAAUUUACAGCUAUUGGAAGGUGAUCUUAGCUGUGUAAUCCCAUUCCCUACCAUAUUUGGUCAUGGAAUUUGACUUGUUUUUUUUGUUGAUGUAUCAUCUUAACACUAAUGUAAUUCAAAGAAAAAUCAGUGUGUUGUAUCUA
Mercurialis annua (annual mercury) is the source of this 1718-nucleotide messenger RNA. RefSeq names its product tubby-like F-box protein 2. The record is from RefSeq and is a predicted model, not a curated record. NCBI's taxonomy places the organism in Eukaryota, Viridiplantae, Streptophyta, Magnoliopsida, Malpighiales, Euphorbiaceae. Bases 272 to 1516 code for a protein of 414 amino acids. Gene Ontology annotation, molecular function: protein binding. The transcript has 5 exons.